AUGAUAUUGCUAAUUCUUGGUUCCCUCCUAUUUCUCUACCUAUUCGAUUGUUUCUACUGGAAACGUCGAAAUCUUCCACCAGGACCCCUUCCUUUGCCAGUGAUUGGAAAUUUGCAUCUUUUGACCGAUGAAAUGAAGCCAGGAUAUAAACUAUAUGCGAAAUUGAAAGAAGAAUACGGACCAGUGUUCACAUUCUGGAUGGCCAAACUUCCAAUGGUUACUGUAACUGAUUGGAAGUUGAUAAAACAACAUUUUAUCAAAGAUGGAGGAAGUUUUGUGGGCCGUCCGGAUUUUCCAAUUUCUAUUGAAAUUAGAAAAGGCUCAUACGGUAUCAUUGAAUCUCAUGGAGACCGUUGGGUUCAGCAGAGAAGAUUUGUCCUUAACGAGGUGACAGCUAUGAUAGAAUCAAUCAAUAAAUGCAAGGAUAAUGUUGAUAUGCAAGUGAUUUUCGAUGCUUCCGUCGGAUCGGUUAUCAAUAAUCUAUUGUUUGGAUAUCGAUAUGAUGAGGCAAACAUGGCCGAGUUUUUGGAGCUAAAAGAGCGAAUGAACAAACAUUUUAAAAUGGCCGCCGAGCCGAUUGGUGGGCUGAUAGGAAUGUAUCCGUGGCUUGGCUCGUUGCCAAUUUUGAGUGGAUAUAAAAGCGUGGUCACCGAUAACUGGGGAGGAUUGAUGAAAAUGUUCCGAAAACAAGCCGAAGAGAAAUUGGCAGUGAUUGAUUAUGAUUCUGAUGAAUAUUCGGAUUAUGUGGAAGCAUUUUUGAAGGAGAGAAAGAAACAUGAAAAUGAGGAAGGGUACGGAGGAUUUGAAAUGGAACAAUUGGAUAGUGUAUGCUUUGAUUUAUGGGUUGCUGGAAUGGAAACCACUUCGAAUACGCUCUACUGGUCACUUCUUUAUGUCCUUCUGAAUCCUGAAGUUUGUCAAAAAGUUUAUGAAGAAUUGGAUAUGAAAAUUGGAAAUGAUCGAAUUAUAACAACUAGCGAUCGACCGAAUCUCAACUAUGUUAUGGCUACAAUGAAUGAAUCCCAACGUCUUGCCAAUCUCCUUCCAAUGAAUCUCUCCCGUACCACGACUGCUGAGGUGGAAAUCGGUGGCUACCGUAUCCCCAAAGAUACAGUAAUCACUCCACAAAUCAGUUCAGUGAUGUAUGAUCCAGAGAUCUUCCCAGAACCCUAUGAAUUCCGUCCAUCUCGAUUUUUGGAUUCUCUGGGAAAUUUGAAAAAAGUCGAAGAACUCGUGCCAUUUUCAAUUGGAAAACGACAAUGUCUGGGUGAAGGAUUGGCUCGAAUGGAAUUAUUUCUAUUUUUUGCCAAUUUAUUCAACAAAUUUGAUAUUAAAUUGCACCCGGAUAAUUUGAAUCCAAGUAUUGAGAAAGAGUGUGGUGUUACGAUGAAGGCCAAGAAUUUCAGAGUUGUUGUCAAAAAGAGAUAUUGA
Messenger RNA from Caenorhabditis briggsae, 1431 nucleotides. It is a transcript of the gene Cbr-cyp-33E1, whose product is annotated as Protein CBR-CYP-33E1. The transcript has 10 exons. The record is from RefSeq and is a predicted model, not a curated record. Gene Ontology annotation, molecular function: iron ion binding; heme binding; oxidoreductase activity, acting on paired donors, with incorporation or reduction of molecular oxygen, reduced flavin or flavoprotein as one donor, and incorporation of one atom of oxygen. Gene Ontology annotation, cellular component: cytoplasm; intracellular membrane-bounded organelle. Gene Ontology annotation, biological process: xenobiotic metabolic process. The coding region runs from base 1 to 1431 and encodes 476 amino acids. Lineage: Eukaryota; Metazoa; Nematoda; Chromadorea; Rhabditida; Rhabditidae.